CUCGCCCGCUUCGGCCGCCGCCGCCUCAACCGCCAGCAGGGUGACGACGAUGCCCUGCCCCGGCGCCCGCAGUAUGAGGACUAUGACCAGCGCAUCGUCAGCAUGCUCGACGUCGUCGACCCCGAGGUCGCGACCCUCUCGUCCAUCACAAACGUCCAGAACUCGCUCUUUGUGCCCUCCCUUGGCCGCUGGGUCAACCGCCGCCCGACCUACGACCUCACUCCCAUGGACAGCCACUACGACUCCCGCCCAGCAAGGCGUGCCGCCGUCGCCACCAUUCCCGAGGACAAGCCGCUGCCUGUGCCUCCAAGUCUGGAGCGCAUCCCAAGCAACAUCACCGAGCGUUUCUUUGCGGUCCGCCCCCAUGAGACGUCGCUUGCCGACUGGAGCGACGAGGAUCUUGCUCUCCUCGACGACCAUGUCCGCCACAUGCUGCACUCCCGGCGGUCCGCGUUCGGACGUCGCAUGAGGGCCUUCCGCCAAUACAUCAAGCGGCCACUCGGCUUCUUCGUGACCUUGUACGCCACUCUGAUCACACUCUUUGGUCUCGCCUGGGUGCUUUUCCUUAUCGGCUGGAUCUACGUCGGCGAUCCGGCACGGCAGCUCUACGUCAUUGACGUGAUCGAUCAGGUGCUGGUGGCUCUUUUUGCCAUUGUCGGUGACGGCAUGAUCCCGUGGCGCGCCGUCGACACGUACCACAUGAUCUUCAUCGCGCACUACCACCACCUGACUUGGGACACACGCAAGAAGCUCAAGGCGCCAAAGCUCAAGAACAAGAACGAUCUCCCUCAUGAGACCGUCCACCAGGAGCCAGACAUCCAGGAGGACAUCCCCCGCAUCCCUACCCCUGACCUCGAGGCUGCCCGUGAGCUGCACGCCAAGGAGGAGCUAUCAGUUCUCACUCCCGAGCAGCAAGCCAAGCUCGAGCACCACCAGGCCAAAUUUGCCAAGUCGCACACCUUUUACAAGCCACACGAAACCGAGACACAUUACGCCUUCCCGCUGCGUCUGCUCGUCGCCAUUGUUGUGCUGCUCGACUUCCACUCGUGUUUCCAGCUCGCGCUGGGCUUCAGCACGUGGCUGAUCCCGUAUCAGGUGCGCCCUGGAGCCCUGACCGCCACGCUGCUCUGCUGCUCCAUUACCAUCAACAUUACCGCCGGUAUCCUCAUCUCGAUUGGUGACCGCAAGACACGCAAGAAGGAUGUCGUCGAGCGCAUGUUUCGGCAGGAGCUCACCAAGGAGGCGAUGCGCCGGGUCCAGGAGAAUAAAGACAAGGAA
Messenger RNA from Microdochium trichocladiopsis, 1278 nucleotides. RefSeq lists its product as uncharacterized. The transcript is spliced from 2 exons. The annotation marks the transcript as partial. The record is from RefSeq and is a predicted model, not a curated record. NCBI's taxonomy places the organism in Eukaryota, Fungi, Ascomycota, Sordariomycetes, Xylariales, Microdochiaceae.